Messenger RNA from Eptesicus fuscus (big brown bat), 3692 nucleotides. It is a transcript of the gene GRIP1, whose product is annotated as glutamate receptor interacting protein 1. Gene Ontology annotation, molecular function: nuclear glucocorticoid receptor binding. Gene Ontology annotation, biological process: neurotransmitter receptor transport, endosome to postsynaptic membrane. NCBI's taxonomy places the organism in Eukaryota, Metazoa, Chordata, Mammalia, Chiroptera, Vespertilionidae. The record is from RefSeq and is a predicted model, not a curated record. The coding region runs from base 1 to 3558 and encodes 1185 amino acids. The transcript is spliced from 24 exons.
AUGGACAUUGCAGCCCAUUUUGAGAAAGCCAUGGCAAAGUCAGUUAAGAAACAUCACUUGAGCACUUCUGAGCCUUCUCUUCCCACCCUCAACAGCAUCUCCUUUAAUACAGACGGUUCCAUCCAAUAUAAAGAAAAGCCGUAUUCCUCUGCCUCCGAAGCCUUGGAUGCUUACAUUGACGAUUUCCAUUUAAGCUGUGAGCUUCCUGAGGUUAAUGAUACAACGGUUGGCUUGGAUCAGAGCCCUCUGGCAUUUCUUGCUAAACUCAACAGUGAUGAGAGUCCCUACACUAAAUCCGCCAGCCAGACAAAGCCGCCUGAUGGAGCAUUGGCUGUGAGGAGACAGAGCAUCCCAGAGGAGUUCACGGGCUCCACCUUCGUGGAGCUGAUGAAGAAGGAAGGCACCACCCUGGGGCUGACGGUGUCGGGCGGAGUGGACAAGGACGGCAAGCCGAGAGUCUCUAACCUGCGGCAGGGAGGGAUUGCAGCCAGAAGUGACCAGCUGGAUGUGGGUGACUACAUCAAAGCCGUGAAUGGGAUCAACCUGGCCAAGUUCCGCCAUGAUGAGAUCAUCAGUUUGCUGAAGAACGUCGGGGAGAGAGUGGUUCUUGAAGUCGAGUAUGAGCUGCCGCCAGUCUCUGUCCAAGGAUCGAGUGUUAUUUUCCGAACAGUGGAGGUCACAUUACAUAAAGAAGGCAAUACCUUUGGUUUUGUAAUACGAGGGGGAGCACACGAUGACAGAAAUAAAUCUCGUCCCGUUGUGAUAACAUGUGUUCGUCCUGGAGGGCCUGCUGACAGAGAGGGCACAAUUAAACCUGGCGAUAGGCUGCUCAGUGUGGAUGGAAUUCGACUUCUGGGAACCACGCAUGCUGAAGCCAUGAGUAUUCUCAAACAGUGUGGACAAGAAGCAACGCUGCUGAUAGAAUACGACGUCUCAGUAAUGGAUUCUGUGGCAACAGCAUCCGGGCCAUUACUAGUUGAAGUUGCCAAAACUCCUGGUGCCAGCCUUGGGGUUGCCCUUACUACCUCGAUGUGCUGUAACAAGCAGGUCAUUGUCAUAGACAAAAUCAAACCUGCAAGCAUUGCGGACAGGUGUGGAGCACUGCACGUGGGCGACCACAUCCUGUCCAUCGACGGCACCAGCAUGGAGUACUGCACGCUAGCCGAGGCGACCCAGUUCCUGGCCAACACCACCGACCAGGUCAAGCUGGAGAUCCUUCCCCACCACCAGACCCGCCUGGCGCUGAAGGGACCUGACCACGUGAAAAUUCAGAGGAGCGACAGGCAACUUACCUGGGAUUCCUGGGCCAGCAGCCACUGCAGCCUUCACACCUACCAUCACUCUAACGCGCACCACCCUGACCAUGGCAGACUGCCGGCCCUGACAUUCCCGAAAGCGCCUCCUCCAAACAGCCCUCCAGCUUUGGUGUCUUCAUCCUUCUCUCCUACCUCCAUGAGUGCAUACAGCCUGAGUUCCCUGAACAUGGGGACUUUGCCUCGCAGCCUCUACUCCACUAGUCCACGUGGAACCAUGAUGAGGAGGAGACUGAAAAAGAAAGACUUCAAAAGCUCACUGUCUUUAGCCUCCAGCACAGUGGGCUUGGCUGGCCAGGUCGUUCACACAGAAACCACAGAGGUUGUGCUGACGGCAGACCCUGUCACAGGAUUUGGGAUCCAACUGCAGGGGAGUGUGUUUGCCACGGAGACGCUCUCUUCUCCACCUCUGAUUUCCUACAUUGAGGCUGACAGCCCUGCAGAGAGAUGUGGGGUCCUACAGAUUGGAGACAGAGUGAUGGCCAUUAAUGGAAUUCCAACUGAAGAUAGCACCUUCGAAGAAGCCAAUCAGCUCCUCCGAGACUCCUCCAUCACAAGCAAGGUCACCCUGGAAGUCGAGUUCGAUGUGGCAGAGUCUGUCAUCCCGAGUAGUGGAACAUUUCAUGUAAAGCUCCCUAAAAAGCACAACGUGGAACUUGGAAUAACCAUAAGUUCUCCAUCCAGCAGAAAACCGGGAGACCCCCUUGUCAUUUCAGAUAUCAAAAAAGGCAGUGUGGCACACAGGACCGGAACGCUGGAGCUUGGAGAUAAAUUGCUUGCAAUAGACAACAUCCGCCUGGACAACUGCUCCAUGGAAGACGCCGUUCAGAUCCUCCAGCAGUGCGAAGAUCUGGUGAAGCUCAAAAUCCGCAAAGAUGAAGAUAAUUCAGAUGAGCAAGAAAGUUCCGGGGCAAUUAUUUACACCGUGGAGCUGAAGCGCUAUGGGGGGCCCCUCGGCAUCACCAUUUCAGGAACUGAGGAGCCAUUCGAUCCUAUAAUCAUUUCAAGCCUCACUAAAGGGGGAUUGGCUGAGAGAACCGGCGCGAUCCACAUCGGAGACCGGAUCCUGGCCAUCAACAGCAGCAGCUUGAAAGGGAAGCCCCUGAGUGAGGCCAUCCACUUGCUACAAAUGGCGGGAGAGACUGUCACCUUGAAAAUUAAGAAACAGACAGAUGCUCAGUCAGCGUCAAGUCCCAAGAAAUUCCCCAUUCCCAGCCACUUGGGUGACCUGGGCGACAUGGAGGAGGACUCCUCUCCAGCACAGAAGCCGGGCAAACUCUCCGACAUGUACCCGUCCACCGUGCCCAGUGUGGACAGUGCUGUGGACUCGUGGGAUGGCUCUGGAAUCGACGCCAGCUACGGGAAUCAAGGCCCCGGCUUUCAGGCCUCGGGAUACAACUUCAACACCUACGACUGGAGGAGCGCAAAGCAGAGAGGGAGCUUGUCCCCAGUCACUAAGCCUCGGAGCCAGACGUACCCAGAUGUGGGGCUGAGUAACGAAGACUGGGACCGCUCCACGGUCAGCGGUUUCACAGGAGCUCCUGACGGCGCGGAGGCGGAGCAGGAGGAAAACUUCUGGUCCCAGGCGCUGGAGGAUUUGGAGACCUGCGGGCAAUCGGGGAUCCUGCGAGAGCUUGAGGCAACAAUCAUGUCGGGGAGCACGAUGAGUUUGAAUCACGAGGCCCCAACACCUCGCAGUCAGCUGGGGCGACAGGCCAGCUUCCAGGAACGGAGCAGCUCGAGGCCACACUAUAGCCAAACAACUCGGAGCAACACCCUGCCCUCAGAGGUGGGCAGGAAGUCGGUCCCCCUGAGGAAAAUGAAACAUGAAAUAAAGGAGAUCAUGUCCCCAACUCCGGUGGAGCUGCACAAGGUGACCCUGUACAAGAGCUCGGACAUGGAGGACUUCGGGUUCAGUGUGGCCGACGGCCUGCUGGAGAAGGGCGUGUACGUCAAAAACAUUCGCCCCGCGGGGCCGGGAGACCUCGGCGGCUUAAAGCCCUACGACAGGCUCUUACAGGUUAAUCACGUCCGAACGCGAGACUUUGACUGCUGCCUUGUGGUGCCCCUCAUAGCGGAAUCUGGUAACAAGCUGGACCUGGUUAUCAGUAGAAACCCACUGGCCUCCCAGAAAUCUAUAGACCAGACUCUCCCGGGAGGAUGGAGCGAACAGAACAGUGCUUUUUUCCAGCAGCCUAGCCACGGUGGUAAUUUGGAGAUUCGAGAGCCCACUAAUACAUUAUAGCAACGCUUUUUAUAAAGCAGGACCAAGACAAUAUCUACAUGGUGCUAAAAAAAAUCCCUUUAAGAUUUCUGUGACGUUGGAAGCACAGAUAAUCACGUGGCAUUAACUGCAAGCACAGGGGUCUUUUAAAUCUC